UGCUGAACUUGCUGAGCAGUUGAAAGUUGCUGACAAAUUUGCCAAGAUACACAAGAUUCAAAAAGAAGCUACUGAAAAAGAGGCAAGUUUGGUUUUUUAAAUUUAUAUUAAAAAAAAUCACAAUGUAAGUUUGAAAUUAUCAUCAUUAUUGAAAUUAACAUAUAAAAAAUCAUUUUAAAAAAAACAACAUUGUCAUAAAAAUUACAAACUAGUAGUUCACUUGAAUAAACAAAUCUGCACCAACGGAAAAUUACCCAAGUCAUUCUCAUUGUAGGAAACAUUUGAUGGCGGGUCUGUUUAUUCAUGAAAAAUCUCGGCUCUCUGUUUAAAAUAUUGCAACAAAACCUGCUCAUGUCUGGGCCACAUGGGGAAAAGUUAGGUCAGGAGUAUCUCCAUUUCUGUUGGAAAUUCACUAGGUCUGGUGACGAUUGAGGCCGUAAGAGUCAAUACAGUCCACUAUUAAAACCACACAAAAUAAAUCCAGAUAUUUUCCACACAGAACAGUAGACUUGGAACAGACAACACUUUGAAAUACCUUGUAAAUUUGCCCAACCAAGCCUAUCCACUCACAGCACAUGUUCCUACCUUCAUUUGUUGUGAUGAACUUUUUGUCCAUUCCAAAGUAUAGUUGGCUACGGAUCGGUCUCAGUCUUUGAAAAUGCCUUAUCCCUUUGUAAUUCCAAGCAAACUACUUACGUUAUUUCUUAGGUCACUUCAAUAUCUCUAUUGACUCUGCGGGCAACUUCUUUGAGUUCUGUCACCAGUCCUAGUUUGCCGAUCAGUGCAUUAGACCAAUAUUCAGUUAUUGUAUAGAAUUAUCAACUCUUUGUCGAGCUCUCUAUUUCUUUUUUUCAGAUACAGCAUGUGACAACUGUAAGGCUGGUAAAGACCAAGUCUAUUUUUGCUGCAAAGCAGAAAGAUGUUCUUACAUUGGGAAAAAAAUUAUUGGGUCCUUCUUACGUGCCACGGCUAAUAAAAACACCAUUAUCUUCGGUAGGAAUAUUGUACUUAAAAUAUUGGGUCCAUCUUAUGUACCACUGCAAAAAAAAACAGUAUCUAUGGUAGGAUUUCUGUACCUAGUUAUCAAAGUUGUUGAAAGAAGAUUUGGUGUUAUGAAAAUCUGCAACAUAAACCAAUGCAACUCUUAUUUUAGUGUUUAAUUAAUAAAAGCUCGCCCUAAUCUAUUAAUGGCAUUCAUGUUCUUUUUUUUUUUCAUAACAAGCAACAGUGAUGGAACAACAGUUGUGGAUGUGUGUUGAUUUCAUGUUUCAGUUUAGGGGUACCUUUUGCUGUGAUAGAUUCUGUGUUAACGCCGUAUUAAUUUUUGUUUGCCUAGGUUUUCAUUCUAAAGUUGCAUUGUUUGUUUUACCCCCUCUUAGAUCUCAUCACAGUCUAAAAAACAACCUUUAACACGAGCCCAGUACAUAGCGUUAGAAAAACAGAAGCUCAAAGAGAAGGAAAAAGAAAUAGCAGAAAGAUUGAAGAAAUUGAAAGAGAGCAAACAAUCUGAAAGAGCCAUACCAUCUACAACAAAAUCUUCACCUGUUCCACAAUCAAGGCUGCCUGCAUUGAGACCUAAAUCCCAGGACUGGAUCAAAAUUGACCAGAACGCCCAGCCGGACAUUAUAAUCAAACAACGUAGAAAAUCAUUGCUGGAUGCUAAUCCUUGUACAACCCCUAAUAUCCCCUUGACCCCUCACAGCAGGUUGAGAGGGCCUUCAUUUAAGGAGAAAGAGAACAAGAUUGAAGAUGUGGUCAAAGAUUUAGACAAAAAAUCUUCUGCUGUGCAAGAUAACACCAAGCUAUUCAAAAUGCCUAGUGGUACACAGCUCCUGAACCUUUCCAAGCUUCAGGUAAGUAGCAUUUGAUGUGGUUUUUUUGUACCUUACAUUUGACAACAGCUUAUUUUGUUAUCUCAAGCCAAGUUGGUUGCUGACUUUCAACUUUGUUGUUUGAGUUUUGUUGUUUGUUUUUUUUACUCAUGCUUGACCUCUGGUCCAGUAAAUGUCUGCUUUACUGUGCUGAUGGUCCAUACCACCUGGUGCUGUGUCCAAAGAAAAAUUAACUUCAAAUUAUUUUUUUAUGACAAAAAAGUGUUGUUGUUAAAUUGUUUCAAUACUUGUGUUUGGAAAAUAUAAACUAAAUUAAUGCCUAGUUCUUUUUUUUUUAAUUAUAGAAUAAUUACCUCAUUUAUGUUGUUUAAUUAUAUUAUGUUCUUUAAUAAUUAAUAGCCUGAAAAAAAAACAACAAAGAUUUAUGUUUUAUAAAUUUGUUUUUAAGGAAUAAAGCUAUUAAUUCACUUUUUAAACUUCUGACAUGCUUACUUUAAUUGCAUCAUAUCUUUUUUUUUCCUCCUCAUCUAGGCAGAAAAAGUUGAAAAGCAUUUAAAGGUCACUAAAUGUGUAACUCCGGUUUACCUACCAUUUGCAAGUCUUUCACAAAUACGGGUUGGUUAUUGUUGUACAUUUAUAUUUCCAUAAAACAAAGCUUAAAAAAAUUCUGUCAGUAUCGUGUAAAUAAGAACUCCUCUUACAUUAAAUUGUUUUUGAAGUAUUAUUAUUUAUUUUAGAUGAGGUGUUUUUAGAUUUUAGGCUACUAGUAGUUUUUUUUUUAAAAUUACACUAAUGGCUAAAGUGAAGACACAUCUUUUUUUAAAAAGUAAAUUAAUUAAUUAAUUUUUAAAAGAUUCAACUUCUAAUUAUGAGGAAUGUGCAUGUUCGUUUCAAACUCACCUUAAAUAAAUUAAUAGUUUGAAGAUGUUUAUACUAACUUUACAAACAAAAAUGGUAUGACAAUAACAACUACAUAUUUCAGCCAUCAUCAAAUCAGAUAACAUUGCAUAGUGGUAAAGACAAAGCCAAAACUUCAUCAGAAAGUGAAAUGUCACAACAAUCAGCUGCACUAGCAUACUCCAGUCUAUUGCUAACAUUUAGAUCCUACAGGUAAGGCAGAACAUCAAAUAAUACACUAUUUUUAAAUCCUUUAUAUCAACUUCACUUAUUUUCAUGUGUUUCUUUGUGGAAAAAUCUUCGGAAGGUUAAUUGACCUACUUUCUGACAUCCUAUUGAGCUGAAACUUUGCACACUCACUUGUUGCUGACAACACAUUCUUUCAAAUUUUUAGCCCCACUCCCCACCCCCAAAAAUUUGUUUUUCCAUGAGAGGAGGAAUUUUAAUGAUUGUUCAAUGGUUGUGUGUUUUGGUGUGGAGAUUAAUUGUAUUGCUGUUGCUACGUGCUUUGUAUUUGUGAUGUAUUUGGGUUUAAACUGUAUCUUGAGUUUAUUAGGUUUACAUGCACUAAGUUUGAUAAAAACCAUUCACAUACCACAAAUAAGUCACUACAAUCACAUGAAUGAUUAAUCACGUAAAUUACAUAAAUGCAAACAAAGGAUUUAUAUGUAAAACUUUGUUUUCAAGAGUUGUUUAGUUAUAGAAAUAAAGGAUAAACUUGUGAUAAUCUUUAUUAUUAUUUAACAAGUAAACGCAAUUUAAAAUUGUUCUUUUUUCUUUUUUUACAAAUUUGAUUUUGGACUAUGUUUUUUUUGAGAUGCAUUUAAAAAGAAAAUACUUUUUCUAAAUUCACAAGUCAAUUUGGUUAUAGCUUGUUUUAAAGUAAGUCUGUCUUGAAACUCAAAGAACUGUCUAUCUUGUUUUCCUUUUCCACAGGUUCAGUUCUUUUUUCCGCACUAAAGAGAAUCUGGGUUUCCAGAGUAGUACUUUUUCCCAUAAGAUCAAUCCUCACUGCAUCUUCUGCCCGUAUGACCUACAGGGAACAUGCAAUGAUGACUCUUGCAAACAGUGAGCAAGUGGUUAUUAAUAGCUUAAGCACAUUUAUUAUUCAAAUUGAAAUAGAAAAAAAUAAUGUGAUGUAAAACAAUUGGGCAUCACAUACCUGAAGACAAUUCAAGUGAACAGUAUUCAGGUUGUUUUUUGUUUUUUUUACAAGGGAACAUAAUUAAAUUGGAGUAGUUGAAACUUCUGAAGGCAGACAAAGAUUGUGACCAAAAGCUAGUUGUAUCCCUAUAGAUAACACUUACCCUUUGAGUUGGGAGCUCAUUUAAAAUUUGUUUUUCAUGAUCAAAAAGAUGAAUUGUUGAAUCAUUUCAGACAACAUCCCAAAGAUUACCAGCUGAGUGAAACUGAGAUCCUACUAGAC
Molecule: messenger RNA, 4155 nt
Organism: Lymnaea stagnalis (great pond snail)
Lineage: Eukaryota; Metazoa; Mollusca; Gastropoda; Lymnaeidae
Source: the annotation of a GenBank genome assembly